Molecule: messenger RNA, 741 nt
Organism: Rubroshorea leprosula
Lineage: Eukaryota; Viridiplantae; Streptophyta; Magnoliopsida; Malvales; Dipterocarpaceae
Source: the annotation of a GenBank genome assembly
AUCACUUUAUUCAUUUACAAUUACCAAAAAAUUCAUUUAUUACAAAAAUUGGGGCUUAUCUUUCAUUUUUACCCUUAUACUUUAAAGAGAAAAUUCUAACACAUUUUUAUCUCUUUAGAUAUAAAGGUAGUAUUUAAUAUCUUAUUAAAAAUGAAAAGUGGGACAAUUGAAGCUUUUUUAAUCUACACCAUCAAUGGCUUCUCACUACGUGCGAGCAACCCUAAUCUUGCCACUUUUGUUGGUGAGAUACCUAAGCAUCUUGUUCCUGAGUUGCUUGAACUCCCUAGGCCUGAAUUGCCUGAGCUUCCACCACUUACUGAGGUGGAGUUGCCACCAUUUCCUGAAUUUUCAUCUAUCCUAAGACCUGAAUUGCCUGAACUGCCCAACCCCACGUUGCCUACAUUUCCAACUAUUCCAGAAGACAUCCCUAAACCCAAACAGAACCCAUCUCAUUCAACCUCCAGCCCUUGAAUUAGUAUACCGUAUAUUGCUUCUUUAGUGGAUUUCACCAUGAAAAGUUUUACCUUUGGAAUUAUUAUAUUUAUGUUUAUAUACAUUGUGUGAACUGAAAAACUAUAAGUUCUUGAUUAUUUACAUUAUAGUUUGUAUCAAUUUGUCAUAUAUUUUUGCCAUGAGAUUGGUUUCGUUGUUGUUUAACCAGUGGUAUUGUACUUGAUAUCUUAUCUAUAUAUGUAUUUUGUAUUAAGUAUGAUGAAAGCAUAGUAAAUGAACAAGGAAUGC